Molecule: messenger RNA, 303 nt
Organism: Pseudogymnoascus verrucosus
Lineage: Eukaryota; Fungi; Ascomycota; Leotiomycetes; Thelebolales; Thelebolaceae
Exons: 2
Coding region: 1-303 (100 amino acids)
Source: RefSeq, a predicted model, not a curated record
AUGGCGCUAGCGAAGUACAGCGCAAUUUAUAAGCAGGAGGGCAUCCUCUUCCUGGUUCUUCUCCUAUACUUGAGCCUAUUCUUUGCGUGGCUGCAAACUAAUGUUCACUUCGUUAAUGAGGGGCAUUUGAAGAGACUGCAAGUUGUAGGAGCAAAGACCAUUUCCUACGCGCCACAUUUCAAAGGUCCAGUUUCAGCAGAGGAGGCCGCUAAGAGGGUCCUGGAUAUCGUAGAAAGAUCAACGUUAGAGGAUGAAAAAGCAGCGACUGCAAUCUCUCAAACGGGUACUGAUAAAUUGAUGUAA